Messenger RNA from Chaetomium globosum CBS 148.51, 255 nucleotides. RefSeq lists its product as uncharacterized. The transcript is spliced from 2 exons. The record is from RefSeq and is a predicted model, not a curated record. The coding region runs from base 1 to 255 and encodes 84 amino acids. Lineage: Eukaryota; Fungi; Ascomycota; Sordariomycetes; Sordariales; Chaetomiaceae.
AUGUUCCCGUCGUCCACUUCUGGAACAGCAGGAACAGGAGGCCACUGCAAGGUGCAGGGCGCUGAAGGGAUUGGCCGUGCGGCGGUGCAUGAGUACCUGAAUGGACCGCCAUCUGUGGCUGACAGACUGAUCUCUGGCGUGCCAGUGGCUGAUAUAGCCGCUCUCGUCAAGGCUCGGGAGGCAGCCACACAGGACAUGCUUGCUGCCUGGCAGGGAAAGUGGGACAAGGCCUCCCGUGUGGAUGUGAACCAGUAA